CAGAAGGCGAAAAUGGCGACGGCCAGGUGCUCACGAUUUGUUCUCCGUUCUCCUGGGUUUUCCUUACACACUGCGGCUGUGGCCGCAUCCACGGUUCCAGAAACGACCGGCCUAGAUGUCGCCGCUACCCCAGUCGCGAAGUACCCGCCUAUUGUGGCCUCCCUGAGAGCCAACAGCAAGGCUGCACGGCUACAGCGGAUACGGCGCUGGCAGGCUAUUGUGCACGCGGCAAAGUCGGCGGAUGAGAAGAUGCGAAUCCUCACCAAGAAGCAGUUCAUUAAGUACGUGGUUCACCCGCAGACCUUCUCCCUGAACGCCGACCGCUGGUACCAGGGCUUCACCAAGACCGUGUUCGUGUCCGGUCUUCCGCCGCCGCCGCCCGCGGAGCCGGAGCCGGUGCCGGAGCUGGACCUUCCGGCGCUGCGUGCAGCCGCCUGUGACUGCCUGCUACAGGAGCACUUCUAUCUGCGGCGCAAGCAGCGCGUGUUCAGCCACCAGAAGCGUGAAACUAUCCUUUCGCCCUUUCUAGACCAGCUGGUGGCAACCCUCCUGGACUUGCUCAGCCCGUGCAAUCCGGCUCUAGCCACCGCCGCCCUUGAUUAUAAACGCCCAGUUAACUUUUAUUGGUUGCGGGGUGAAGAAAUUAUUCCUCGUGGUCACAGAAAAGGUCAAGUGGAUGCUUUGCGAUACCAAAUAAAUGAUAAACCACACAACCAGAUUCGAAUAUCCAAGCAACUGCCAGAGUUUGUGCCAUUGGAUUAUUCUGUUCCCAUAGAAAUCCCUGUUAUGAAAUGUAAACCAGACACACUUCCGUUAUUUAAACGGCAAUAUGAAAACAGCAUAUUUAUUGGCUCCAAAACAGCAGAUCCAUGCUGUUAUGGUCACACCCAGUUUCAUCUGUUACCUGACUUUUUAAAAAGGGAAAGGCUUUUGAAAGGAAACCGUGCUGAUCAGGUAGAAGUUGUUUUUAGAGCUAAUGCUAUUGCAAGUCUUUUUGCUUGGACUGGAGCACAGGCUAUGUAUCAAGGAUUCUGGAGCGAAGCAGAUGUUACUCGACCUUUUGUCUCCCAGGGAGUGAUUACUGAUGGAAAAUACUUUUCCUUUUUCUGCUACCAGUUAAAUACUUUGGGACUGACUACACAAGCUGAUCAAAAUAACCUUCGCAAAAAUAUAUGUUGGGGGACACAAAGUAAGCCUCUCUUUGAAACAAUUGAAGAUAACAAUGUAAAAGGUUUUAAUGAUGAUAUUCUAGUUCAGAUAGUUCAAUUUCUACUGAAUAGACCAAAAGAAGACCAAUCACAGCUGUUGGAAAACUAAGACAAGACAUGUGAUUCACAACUUUGGGAAUAUUUAAAUUUUAUUGAAGAAAUAAUGAGAUAUGUAAUUGUCAAAUAUUAAAUGCAUUGAUUUUUGAGA
Nycticebus coucang (slow loris) is the source of this 1416-nucleotide messenger RNA. It is a transcript of the gene MRPS30, whose product is annotated as mitochondrial ribosomal protein S30. Gene Ontology annotation, cellular component: mitochondrial large ribosomal subunit; mitochondrion; ribosome. The record is from RefSeq and is a predicted model, not a curated record. Gene Ontology annotation, biological process: translation. Lineage: Eukaryota; Metazoa; Chordata; Mammalia; Primates; Lorisidae. The coding region runs from base 13 to 1317 and encodes 434 amino acids. The transcript is spliced from 5 exons. Gene Ontology annotation, molecular function: structural constituent of ribosome.